This is a messenger RNA of Melanaphis sacchari, 4736 nucleotides long. It is a transcript of the gene fid, whose product is annotated as neurofilament heavy polypeptide. Gene Ontology annotation, molecular function: S-adenosylmethionine-dependent methyltransferase activity; tRNA binding. The record is from RefSeq and is a predicted model, not a curated record. Gene Ontology annotation, biological process: tRNA wobble uridine modification. The coding region runs from base 504 to 4367 and encodes 1287 amino acids. Lineage: Eukaryota; Metazoa; Arthropoda; Insecta; Hemiptera; Aphididae. The transcript has 10 exons. Gene Ontology annotation, cellular component: nucleus; cytoplasm.
GAGGCGUCCGACGUUCGCCUCGGAGCUCUCUCGGUUUGUUUGUUUAUUUAUUUUUUUAUUUUUUUUUUUUUUUUACAUUUUUUCCCCCGCCGCCAAAAAAUAAGUUUAAAUAAUUUCAAGAAAUAAAUUAAAAAUUUAAACGAUUCAAAAACCGUUCGAUCGCCAUACAGGAAACAAAAAUAUUUCGACUAUUGUUUUACGCUUGUGAUAUCAUAACGUUAAUAUUAGUACUGAUAACUUAAUAAAAUUAUAGAAAAUUUACCGCCGGCGCGCGGGCGUGUGUGAGUGUUUUUUUUUUUAAACGCGGCUUGCACAAAGAAGUAUAUACAGGUAAGUCGGCCGGGGUAUAUCGAUAAAUAUAUACCAUACAUGCGAUAACUUCGUAUAGUCGUCGUCCAACACCUACACACAUACACAUCGCGAUGUGAUGAUGACGACAGUGAAACAAAAAGCGCCAUUAUAACUUUAAACGUGGUGGUUCGGUGGCGAGCCGGGCCGGGGCCAUGGACAGGGCCGACCGCCUAGCCCGGAGCUUGGAGUUGGAGAAGGCCUACGUGCACGACACUUACCAGGAGAUGUACCAUCCCACGCAUAAGACCAAACCGUGGCCGAAGGUGACGCAGUUCCUGCACGACUUGGAGCCCGGAUCACUCGUGUGCGACAUCGGUUGUGGUACAGGAAAAUAUUUAUCGACCAACCCACAUGUGUUCAAAGUAGGCGUUGAUCGUUGCCUAAGGUUAACUGAAAUAGCUAGAAGUCAAGACAGUGAAGUAUUGGUGUGUGACAAUCUAACCUUGCCAUUCAAAGACUGUAGUUUAGAUGCGGUAUUAUCUAUAGCUGUUAUUCAUCAUUUUUCAACAACAGAAAGACGUGUGUGUGCUUUACGAGAACUAGCUAGGGUACUUAGAAUUGGUGGUCGUAUAAUAAUUACAGUGUGGGCCAUGGAACGACGCCAUAGAAAAUUUGAAUCUCAAGAUGUUCUAAUGCCCUGGCACAAGCCCUGUAGAAAUUUAGACAGUGAAUCGACAGAAUUUUCUACAACCACAACUACGUCUGAUGAAGAAUACAUUAGCACGAGAAAAAAAUCUAAUUCCGAUUCAACAACGAGUAUCCAAAUGUGCUGUGAAAGAAAAAAUAAGCGUAAGGAACAAUCAAAUUGGAGAAAAGGAAUAACGAGUUCCCCGAGUAGUUCUAGUUUAUCGAGUCCAGGGACUGAAACUUGCUAUAGUUUUGUUCGUAAAGCAAUACAGAAGCUUGCCGGUUCAACUAAGCGAGGUAAAGUAACAUCAAAACCUUGGUUUGUUAGUUCUUGGUCAUCACUUUAUGGUACUGAAUUACCGUCAGUGCUGCGUUCAGAUCCUGAAGGAUGUGAGACUUGCAACGAAGACGUACUAAAUGUUCCCAUAGAACUUAGACGAAUGGAAGAUACACCAGACUCAACAACACUAUUCAAUCGAACCUCUACGCACAAAUCUAAGAGUUUAAGCGAUAUAAAAAACACUGCGGAAAAACGGAUGGUAAGAUCGAGGUCAAGUAUACCGGAAUUGGAAAAAUCAAUGCCAUUAGCGCAUUCAAAACCUAAAUUAGUAAAACAAAAACAAUCUUUAUGUGAUGAAGAUGCAGAAGAAGAUAGAGAUAAAGCUACUGACAUGAAAGAUUUGGUUAAUAAGUUACCUCAAUUUGAUGUUUGCAGUGGUUCAAAAAGAUAUAGAUAUAAAAGUAAUGAAAUUAAACAAAGAUCCAUGAAUGAAGAACUUAUGUCAGUGGAAAGGCUCAAGGAAAAAGAAAUUGUACAAAAGAACAUUCAAAGACAAGCAUCAUUAAACGAAGAGCUAAUGUAUAGCACACGUACAUUAGAAUCCAUUAAAGAUACAUUACAAUUGCUCAAAACAGGAUUUACAAAAACAUUUAAAAAUCCAUCCAGUCAGGUAUCUGACAACAUUAAAAGUGGACUUAGUAGAAUGCUAGGGUAUAAGGAAGGUUGUGAAGAAAAGGUUAGUGAUGAAAAAAAAAUAGAAAUGCCAGUUCCCGCAUUGGUGACAACAACGUGUUGUGACGGACGUAGAAGUUCCCGUGAAGAUGGUUCUUCAGAAGAUUCGUCUAAAGACAGUUUACAGAGUGAUGCUAGUGUUGAUUCUGAAGACAGUUUGAGUAGUUUAGCAUCUGUUAUCUUUGUAAAUGCGACCGGUGGAUCUGACAAGACAUGUUCACCACCAUUAGUCGAACAACAAGCACGAACAGCUCCGUGCACACCCACUGCUAAAUCUCAAAGUCAAUACAGGUCAUCUUCACAUCCAAAUACGCCAAAAACAGCACCUAUUCACCCAUCUCAUUUUAAAUUACCAACUAGGUUCAACUCUCAAAAUGGAAAUGAACAAUAUCAGUUAAAUUUAUCAACAGAACAACAAGUAGAUGAUAUUUUGAAGCCUAUUAAAUUAUCACCAGUAAAAACAGCUAUAGAAAUGAAGCUUAAAAGAGAACAAGAAAAGGAUCAAGAAUUAGAACGUAGAGAUCAUGUUUGUGAAGGUGGAGAUCAUAAUGCGCGGCCUAAAGAAAGAAUUAGUGCAGAAAAGCUUAAACAAAUUCAAGAUCUUCUUUUAAAUAAUAAACCAGUAACUGGGCGUAAUCGUCUACCAAAAGCAGAUCGAACUUUUUCUGGUUUACGAGGUAGACACUUCAUUAAAACAGUUGAAGAAACAUUUCAUCCAGAAAUAGACGAUAUAGAUAGUGAUGUGGAAUCGUCUUCCUCUGAUUCUGUAAGCAGUGUUAUAAGUGUAGUGGUGGACGACGAACGCAAAAUUACAGAUAUUGAGUUUGAUAAACCUUUCGAUGCAGAAACUUCUGCGAGACCUGAGGAUGGAAUUUUAAUGGAAUAUAAUAAUUUAGAACAAGCUUGUUCUUCAGAAUCUAUAGUAAUUAAAAUAAAUUUGAACAAUAAAGAAGACCUUAGCCCUAAAGAUGAUUCUAGCUCGAAUGAAGAGCCUAGUUUAAAAGAAAAUUCCAGUCCAAAAGAAGAUCCCAGUCCGAAAAAAGAUCUCAGUCCGAAAGAAGAUCCCAGUCCGAAAGAAGAUCUCAGUCCGAAAGAAGAUCCCAGUCCGAAAGAAGAUCCCAGUCCAAAAAAAGAUCCCAGUCCAAAAAAAUAUCCCAGUCCGAAAGAAGACUUCAGUCCGAAAGAAGAUUCCAGUCCGAAAGAAAAUCCUAGUCCGAAAGAAGAUCCCAGUCCGAAAAAAGACCCAAGUCCGAAAGAAAAUCUCAGUCCAAAAAAAGAUCACAACCUAAAAGAAGGUCCUAUUCCAAAUGAAGACCAUAACCUUAAAGAAGAUCAACCAAAUCAUACUAACCGAUGGAGUCUGCAAGAACAUCCAAACAAAGGGACGGCAGUUCGAAAUAGUCCAAGUCUCGGUUCGAUUCAAAAACAUAAAAAGGCCAGUAAGUGUUCUAAGGACGAGCUUUCAGAUUUGCCAGAAACGUGGGACGAGGAAUGUCAAAAACAUCUCGUGGACUUCGCUGAAAGAUUAAACAAAGAACUGCGGGCUGCAAUAGGCAUGGAGCCAACAGAAGAUCCAAAGAAGGUAUGUGAUGAUGUAGUAGACAAACCUGAAAAGGUUGAGCUAAUGCAGUAUCUGCACCAGCUGAUGCGACCCGAUGAAAUAUUAUCGGACCCGUCGUCUUCCGACGGACAGCUAGAGGACGAACAAUUGGACUACCAUCGGAUUGAAAUACUAGCCGGGUCCGAGGCACCUCGCCGGCCCAGCAUUUCCGUCGAAACACAAGACUCUGUGGACAAGGUCUUACGAAGCCGGGAGGGGUUCCGAUCGCGGCUGUAUCGUAAGUCAGUUGAAUCAGCCGAAGACCGGCACGCGUCUUUAGAAUUGGAAUGCGACUCAAGACGCGACACGGUUUCCAGCAGCCAGGUAUCGCUUCUCCGACCUGGUAACUCACUUGAAUCUAAUGACACUGCAGACACGCACACCACUACGCAAAGUACGACUUCGCUAACAUCCUGGAGUGACUGUAGUAAGGACACGAGGUUCGCGGAUCGGAGACAAGCGCGAUGCGAUGGCCGAUCGUCAUCGGAAGAGACAGAUCCUAGAAGGGCCGCCGUCCUGGUCCGUCAACACGCAGCUGUUGAAAUCCAAGAAACAUCUAAGAGCGACGACAUUAGCAGCUUAUCCACUUCACAAGAAUCUCUGUCUGAACACGGUGGCGGAUCUAUAACGUUCCACAGGUACUAUCAUGUAUUUAGGGAAGGUGAACUCGACCAACUGAUCGAGAAACAUGCCGAUAAUUUACAUAUAAUUUCUUCAUAUUACGACCAAUCGAAUUGGUGCGUUAUCGCCGAAAAGGUACAAGUUUGGACUAUUUAGUGAUACAUUAGAAAAAAAUAAAUAUUUUAAGACUUUGGUUUUUAGAAUAAUUUUAAAACCAUAUAGGUGGAUAUUUAAACAUCAAACCUAUUUGGUUUUAGAACAUGUAAGUCCAACUAUAAUUGUUCAAUAUUAUUGUAGAUUUAUGUCAGUAGCAUAGCUACCAAAAAGGCGACUAAGGUUAUUAAUAAGGUCGUCUUAUGGGGCGUAAACAUUUGUUGAAGGUAAUAAUUUUUAUCAAUUAUGGUGCGAAAAAAAUAUUUUGCCCAUGUGCGCUUUUAUGUGUAACUAUACCACUAAUGUAAUACAUAUAAUAUAUAUAUAUUGUUUUUUGAUGAAAAUUGUACGAAGAUACAUUUUUCAUUUGAU